AUGUCCUCUCAAACCGCACCAGCUGGUGACUCUGCUUUGCAUAACUUUCGGCCCCCAACCAUCGUCCAACCACUUCACAAUAGCAUCCCCCCGGAGCUGCUCCCACGGUAUGACCCAACCUACGUCGCAUACUAUAAUGCAUUCAAUGUCGGUCGACUGCAUACACACGAGGUCCCCAUUGAAGACUUCCGCAAGGACCCUGGCCGUUAUACCACUUCCUACGGCCGAGCUCCCGGCCCUGAUAUAUUCCGCAUCACGGAGCAGAAAUGUCCUGUCGAUGGUGGUGAAAUCACCGUACGGAUAUUUGAGCCAGCACCCCAGCUUGACACCCAGGGUAAACCGAAGAGGAGAGCGGCCUAUGUAAACUUCCACGGUGGUGGUUGGGUCUUUGGUGGACUAGCAUACGACCACGAUUUCUGCAAGCGAGUUGUCCAUGGACUUGAUGGAGACCUUGUUGCGUUUGACGUGGACUACCGCCUGGCCCCUGAGCAUAAGUAUCCCAUUCCAUUGAAUGAUUGUUGGACCGCUUUCAAUUGGAUUCGCUCCCAGAAAGCGACUGAGUUCAAUUUAGACCCAGAUAGGUUUGCAGUGGGCGGUGUAUCAGCUGGAGGCCACCUUUCGGCCGUCAUCAGCCAUCUCUGCCGUGAUGCAAGCAUCCCUCUGCGCUUGCAAAUCCUGACCGUGCCGGCGACAGACUUACACCGUGUUUUCACUCCCGAGGGCGAGUUUGACCGCGAAGGUUGUCCCUACGAAUCAUACCGGGAGAUGGAAUUUGCACCUGCGCUGCCAGUGGCGCGCAUGGCAUACUUCCACCGACAUUUUCUAGGAGUUCCUCGACCGAUGGAGUCUAACGAGGAUUGGAAGAUAUCGCCCAUUCUCGCACCGAAUUUCCAGAACUUGGCUCCUGCGUUGGUGUCUACGGCGGAAUUGGAUCCGCUGCGCGAUGAAGGAGAGGCGUAUGCAGCUAAGCUUCAAGCUGCUGGGGUAUCUGUAGAGGUAGACCGGAUUGCAGGUGCUCCACAUGUAUUCGCUUCACUCGAUGGAAUUCUGGAAGGAGGUCAGCGAUAUAACAGGAAGGUGAUUGCGACAAUGAAGCGGGAGCUUCGAAGGGAUGAGAGUUCAACCCUAGCAGAUAAAUAA
This is a messenger RNA of Penicillium coprophilum, 1140 nucleotides long. Its product is annotated as alpha/beta hydrolase. The record is from RefSeq and is a predicted model, not a curated record. Bases 1 to 1140 code for a protein of 379 amino acids. Gene Ontology annotation, molecular function: hydrolase activity. NCBI's taxonomy places the organism in Eukaryota, Fungi, Ascomycota, Eurotiomycetes, Eurotiales, Aspergillaceae. The transcript is spliced from 3 exons.